AUGUCUCUGACCAAGGCCGAGAGGACCAUCAUCAUGUCCAUGUGGGGCAAGAUCUCCACACAGGCAGAUGCCAUUGGCACUGAGACCCUGGAGAGGGCCUCACUCAGCUCCAGCUCCGGCACCAUGAUGUCUCUGACCAAGGGCGAGACGACAGUCAGCAUGUCCAUGUGGAACAAGAUCUUCACACAGGCAGAUGCAAUGGGCACUGAGGCCCUGGAGAGGCUCUUCGCCAGCCACCCGCAGACCAAGACCUACUUCCCACACUUCGACCUGCACCCCGGCUCCGCGCACCUGCGCGCGCACGGCUCCAAGGUGGUGGCCGCCGUGGGCGACGCGGUCAAGAGCAUUGACCACAUCGCGGGCGCGCUGGCCAAGCUGAGCGAGCUGCACGCCUACGUUCUGCGCGUGGACCCGGUCAACUUCAAGCUCCUGUCCCACUGCCUGCUGGUCACACUGGCCUCGCACUUCCCCGCGGACUUCACGGCCGACGCCCACGCCGCCUGGGACAAGUUCCUGUCCGUCGUGUCCAGCGUCCUGACUGAGAAGUACCGCUGAGCGCAGCCGAGGGGCUCCGGGGGCCAGGCUGGGA
This is a messenger RNA of Miniopterus natalensis, 589 nucleotides long. RefSeq names its product hemoglobin subunit zeta. NCBI's taxonomy places the organism in Eukaryota, Metazoa, Chordata, Mammalia, Chiroptera, Miniopteridae. The record is from RefSeq and is a predicted model, not a curated record. Gene Ontology annotation, molecular function: heme binding; iron ion binding; oxygen binding. Gene Ontology annotation, cellular component: hemoglobin complex; blood microparticle; haptoglobin-hemoglobin complex. Gene Ontology annotation, biological process: hydrogen peroxide catabolic process; oxygen transport.